This is a messenger RNA of Odontomachus brunneus, 799 nucleotides long. RefSeq names its product deoxycytidylate deaminase. Gene Ontology annotation, cellular component: cytoplasm. The transcript has 4 exons. Lineage: Eukaryota; Metazoa; Arthropoda; Insecta; Hymenoptera; Formicidae. Gene Ontology annotation, molecular function: zinc ion binding; dCMP deaminase activity. The coding region runs from base 141 to 719 and encodes 192 amino acids. The record is from RefSeq and is a predicted model, not a curated record. Gene Ontology annotation, biological process: dTMP biosynthetic process; dUMP biosynthetic process.
UCUUCAUAUUUUAGUCAGAAAACGAAAAAUGCCUUUGCUUGUUUAACCGGUCUCCACAAGAGGUCCCCAUAGUCCCUCCUACCGGUUCUUAAAUAUCACGUUUUGUAUUUUGAUUUGUAUAAAAUAAUAUUUAGCCAACAAUGGCAGAAAGUUUAUGCGAAAGUGAAGAGGCCAAUCCUACGACUAAAAGAACAUCAUAUCUUGAUUGGGACGAAUAUUUUAUGGCAGUGGCCUUCCUUUCUGCACAACGAAGUAAAGAUCCACGUACUCAAGUUGGUGCAUGCAUCGUUAACAAUGAUAAUAAAAUUAUCGGUAUUGGCUACAAUGGCAUGCCUAAGGGCUGUGAUGACGAUGAAUUUCCUUGGAAGAAGGGCCCGCAUUCUAGUCUAGAUUCGAAAUAUCUUUAUGUGUGUCAUGCAGAAGUUAAUGCUGUUUUGAACAAAAACUCGAGUGAUUGCAAGGAUUGUACAAUGUACGUUGCUCUGUUUCCCUGCAACGAAUGUGCAAAAAUAAUAAUACAAUCUAGCAUAAAGACAGUGAUAUACAUGUCAGAUAAAUAUGCUGAUAAAGUUCAGACAAUAGCUGCGAAGAAAAUGUUUGAUGCUGCUGGUAUAAAGUACAGACAAUACAUUUCAAAACAUAAAAAAAUAGAAAUUGACUUUGACGAUACCGACUACAUGAAUCAAUCACUGGAAAGUCCAAUGAAAGAAAAUGCUUGACAAAGGAAAAUAUCCACUUGUACUUUUAAUAUCAUGUAUGGUAACAUAUACAAUAAAGAAAUUUUAUCUAUUAUCAUUUA